AGGUCAGUCAUCACACGCUACCAUGAAGCUCCUGAUACUAUCCUGCUUGCUGGUCAUCGCUGUUGUUGCCGAGUCUCCAGGCUACGACCUAGCGACGCCCUCUGGUCCAGCAUUCUCUUCUGGUUCAGGAUUAGCCUUUGGAGGCUCUGGAUUUUCUGGAGGCAGCUGUGGUCAUGGACAGAUCCGUCAUGUGGACGGUAGCUGCGUAACUCCUCAGAUCACCCGCAACUUGUAUGUGUUCAAUGCUCCUCAGGUGCCGCCGAUCAUUGGUCCACGACCAUACAUUCCCCUACCAAGACUUGACCACAAUAUUGUGUUCAUACGUAAUCCAGAACCCCUCCCAGCCCUUGAACCAAUUGUGGUGCCACCACCUCAACAGAAAAAUGUCUUGUACGUUCUCAACAAACGACCUGUGCACCAGCAGAAGGUCAUCCAAGUACCGGCACCAGAGCAAGAGAUCCCGCAAUUGUACUUCGUCAACUAUGCUGAAGGCGACAACCCAUCUCUGCCCACCGGUGGAGAUCUUCAGUCUGCCCUCAGCUCCGCUGCCCUUGGUGGCAGUAACUUGAUUAACAGCUUUGGCGGUGGCAGCUUGGGUGGUGGCAGCUUGGGUGGUGUCAGUUUGGGUGGUGGCAGCUUGAGUGGUGUCAGUUUGGGUGGUGGCAGCUUGGGUGGUGUCAGCUUGGGUGGUGCCAGCUUGGGUGCUGGCAGCUUGGGUGUUGGCAACUUGGGUGGUGCCAGUUGGGUGGUGGCAGCUUGGGUGGUGUUGCUGGCUUCGUGAGUAAAGGUGGCAGCUUAGGUGGCGGAAAUAGGUUUUCAUCUGGUGUUGGUGUCUCUGUAUCUCAGCCGUCAAGAUUGUAUUCACAGCCAUAAAGCAGCAAUUCUUUUAUGAACAGAAAAUCUUUGUUUGUUUUACUGCCAUUGUUAUUUCUCAGAAGCUAAUUUUUAAUCAUAUUUAUAUCAGUAUCAGUAAUUACUUUAAUGGAAAACCAUGAAAAUCCAUGAACUGUUAUAAUUUAACUUUUGUCUUCCAAAAAAAAAAAUAAAUGCUGGUAUUAUU
Cherax quadricarinatus is the source of this 1060-nucleotide messenger RNA. RefSeq lists its product as uncharacterized. The record is from RefSeq and is a predicted model, not a curated record. NCBI's taxonomy places the organism in Eukaryota, Metazoa, Arthropoda, Malacostraca, Decapoda, Parastacidae.